Perkinsus marinus ATCC 50983 is the source of this 462-nucleotide messenger RNA. Its product is annotated as amino acid transporter, putative. Gene Ontology annotation, molecular function: amino acid transmembrane transporter activity. The record is from RefSeq and is a predicted model, not a curated record. The transcript has 2 exons. Lineage: Eukaryota; Perkinsozoa; Perkinsida; Perkinsidae. The coding region runs from base 1 to 462 and encodes 153 amino acids. Gene Ontology annotation, biological process: amino acid transmembrane transport.
AUGUUGGGUAUUGUCAUGUACCCAAUCUGUCUGGUUAAGAGUCUCGGAUCAUUGGGGUACCUCAUUACGGUUAGUAUUCUCGGAAUAUUCUGCUGGAUCGCCUGCAUCGAGGGUGUCACGACGUACAUCUUCGGUUUCUGCAACCAAGCUAACAUGCCCGAGAUCCACAUUGAGAUGAGCAAUAGGAGCCCUAAGAAGCUGCGCUCGGUCGCCGUCUGGUCUGCCGUUAUUUGCACUGCUGUUUACUUCAUUAUUGCCAUCUCGUUCCUUCUGGUUUUCGGUUCUGAUGCACAGAGUAGUGUCUUGCUUAACAUGGCUGAUUGGAUUCCCCAGGGUGAUGUUGUUGUCAUCAUUGGCUUCAUUUGGACGGGCAUUUCAUUCAUUGGCACUUAUCCGUGUAUGGUGUAUCCUGUCCGUGUUGCCCUCAUCAACACCUUCCAACCAAAGCGUGCUGACUUCUGA